Messenger RNA from Cynoglossus semilaevis (tongue sole), 1266 nucleotides. RefSeq names its product translin (gene tsn). Gene Ontology annotation, molecular function: RNA binding; sequence-specific DNA binding; single-stranded DNA binding. The transcript is spliced from 6 exons. The record is from RefSeq and is a predicted model, not a curated record. Bases 151 to 834 code for a protein of 227 amino acids. NCBI's taxonomy places the organism in Eukaryota, Metazoa, Chordata, Actinopteri, Pleuronectiformes, Cynoglossidae. Gene Ontology annotation, biological process: RNA metabolic process.
AGAAUUCAGAACGCCGUGUCAGUGACGUCAUUAUUAUGCGACGGCAACAGCGACAUCAUCAGUCUACUGCACGUUGAUUGUUUUGUGAUCCAACAGCGGUGCACAGUUUUCAAAGAUCAUCAGUGUUUUCAUUAAUUUGACUGAAGAGAAAUGUCCGUCACAGAGAUGUUCGGUUACAUCCAGGGCUUUCUGGACGUGGACCAAGAAAUCAGAGAGGAUAUCCGUAAAGUGGUUCAAACGCUGGAGCAGACGGCCAGAGAAAUCCUGACUGUGCUCCAGAGCGUCCACCAACCAUCAGGCUUCAAAGAAAUUCCCAGUAAAUGUGUACGAUCACGUGAUCUGUUCUGCAAGGUCAGGGCACAGAUCGCUGACCUAAAAACCAAAUUCCCCUCAGAGCAGUAUUACAGGUUUCAUGAACACUGGCGGUUUGUCCUGCAGCGUCUUGUUUUCUUAGCUGCCUUUGUGGUUUACCUGGAGACUGAAGCUCUGGUGACGCGGGAGGAUGUGGCUAAGAUUCUGGGCAUUGAGGUGGUGCGAGAGAAAGGCUUUCACAUGGAUAUAGAAGAUUACCUGGCAGGAGUCCUGAUCAUGGCCAGUGAACUGUCACGACUGGCCGUCAACAGUGUCACCGCUGGAGACUACGACCGCCCACUCCGCAUCUCCAACUUCAUCAACGAGCUGGAUUCGGGCUUCCGCCUACUCAACCUCAAGAAUGACUCUCUGCGAAAGCGAUACGAUGGUCUGAAGUACGACGUGAAGAAAAUCGAGGAGGUGGUUUAUGACCUGUCCAUCAGAGGCCUGGCCAAGGAGGCGGAGUCUGUAGGGAGCAAGUAGACGUGGAAGCAGCUGUGGGAGACGGAGAGGGACCUUAACCCACCCAGGAUGUGGAGACCCAGGAACCUGACUGAGGUUUGACUGGGGGAUGAAGAUGAGCUGUGUGAGUGUUUGUGCAAAUGUCUGCAUGUGAGGUGGUUUAAAAGAACUGAAGUCUUUGAGGAAGAAAAGGUUUGAGAUCAAACGCAUCAUUCAGAGGUUUGAAAAUGGAGGUUUGGUGGAUUUUUGGAAAAUGUGUCAUUUCAGCUUCAUCUGAUGCAACUGUUAUUUUCCCCUGUGAUUUUCCAGCUGCUGCUUAUUUUGCAACAGUCUAUUUCCUUUUGUUGAAUUGUACUAAAGGAGUUUGAUUCGUUCCACAGGACAAAACAGAAGGUCAAUACUGCUGUGCAGAGACUUGGAGUUGAUUUUCAAAUAAAAUUAAUAAAAAGAAAA